Messenger RNA from Pogonomyrmex barbatus (red harvester ant), 4369 nucleotides. RefSeq lists its product as uncharacterized. The record is from RefSeq and is a predicted model, not a curated record. Lineage: Eukaryota; Metazoa; Arthropoda; Insecta; Hymenoptera; Formicidae.
UGGCGAGGCAGGUUGGUGGCGGACACGAAGAGGCACCUCUCGCCGUCACCCACGAUGGGAUGAAGUCGCGGUUUCUCUGUUUCGCUUGCCUUAUCGCGCGACGCCACACUCGCGAUUAACGCGCGUCACGCGUCAUCGUCAUCACCGUCGCCGCCGUCGCCGCCACUGCAAUCGUCACCGUCGCCGUCGCCGUCGGCCGUAUAUCGCGAACGCAUCUCGCGCCAGAGAUAUCACGAUUCAUAGGGGACACCCGGGUCAGACGCUUCUCCCCAAGGGUGGGCGGUGUCAGGUUAGGUUCCCGUCCAAGGCCUAGAUACAUAGCGAGUGUUAUGCGAGACUACGAUGCGGGAUGAAGGAGCCGGGCGUUCUUGUUUCGAUAGAGUAACGAGAAAGCCGUCAAGCUGGCGAGCCUAACGAGCUGCGUGUCGACGAUGAUGGACGACGAGGAGCAGGAGGAGCUCCGCUGCACCGGCAGCGACGUCGAGAUCGAGGAGUACACCGACACCGAGGAGUCGCCGUAUGUCGCUUAUCAAGCGGGCGGCGAUAAGCUGUUCGAUACCGAUCGCGAAAACUGGCAGAGGCUCCGUUUCCUGGCCACCCUCGUGUCCGUCGCGGUAUCAGUUACCGUCCUCGUUAUCAGCUAUCCGCUUUAUCUCGAGAGCGUCGCCGCUGUCUCCAGCGCUUAUACAGGACUCCUUUUCACUGCCCUGUGCUCCGCCUUCAUCUUGGGGUUGGUGUACUUCGCCGUGGACAGGGUGUCGCCGCCGCCACCCUUAAUACCGAACAGCAUGCGGAUCAAGAUACCCCGCUGUGGUCUGAUCAAAAUAAGCACUCUGUACGCCCUCUCAGGAAUCCUGAUCACCCUGUCCCUUGAUCGUAGUAGGGUGCUGUGCCAUUUGCAGGAUCCGAUAAAGGGUAUCACCCUCGUCUUCUCCCUCGUCUACUACUUCUUCUUUUGUCGGAAAAUGAUGAGUCUACAGCGAAUAUUCUCGAGCACGACUAUAAUAGUGGGUUUGUUCAUAAGCGUCGAUUACGGUCUCUGCGACGAGUUCCGUUGUCGAGGAAGGGAGGUUUCUUCGCAUACUACCACCAUGAGAGGAACUUGGGGUGUCCGGGUGAUUUGGACAUUCGUAUACGUGGGUGCUCUCGCCGCUUUCGCCAUGUUCUUCACCAUGCUCGAACGUCAUUACACCACUGGGCAACAGAACAUGUGCCAGAUGUUGACGACGCAGCACAGCUCCUUCUUAUACACGGUGUCCCGUUUGGUGUCCUCUCGCGAUAUUCGUCGUCGUGGAUCCGAAGAGGAAGGUGGCCGAUUGCUGCACGUGACCGAUCCGGAUCCCACGAUAAAGCCGAAAACCUACCCCAAGCCACCGGUGAUGCAAACCCUUUUUUAUAUACAUGUCAUCGCUUUCUUCGCCAUUCUGGCGCUCUGCUGGCUCGACACUUUGCCUGGUAUCGGCAGGGAUUUGUCACCCGUGGAACUUUAUCGCACCGUCGAGCGCGGAUUGAUGUGCCACUUUAAAAGCGGCAAACCAUGCGCGAACGUUUCCAGCCACGGAUGGACCUUUUUGUUCGCGUACAUUGUCUUCUCGAUCUCGAUCCUCAACUUCCUGUCGUUGUGCGAAAGUGCGGUGUUCAGCGUGGCCACCGCGACCGUGUCGCUCCCUCUGUCUGGUAUCUGGUGGAGUAUUUACAGGAUGGACGUCAGUUUACACGGGGGUUCCUCCAUCUCCUGGUCGCCAGGGGUGACGGGCGAGCUGAUCUGCGCCCUGCUCGGUCUUCCUGUCGUGCUGCUCGGUCUGGGCCUGCUCGUCAGAUCGCACUUCAGAGACACCCAGCUUCCUUAUCAAACCAUCCAGCCACCCGACAUCCAGCCACACGAGACCUGUCACAGAUGAAUCUCUCUAUAGCACUUCGUCUGGUCUCGCAACGAGACCCGCACCCCGUGCGACGACCCAUGGAAAUAAAUUCUGAUCGGUUCGACGGGUGCGACGAAUGAGCUCAUCGCCCUUCACGAAUCGAUCGGAACGAACGACGUUACGAGAAACAAAUUUCACCGAGCCGGAAUAAUAAUGUUAUUGUUGUACACUUGACAGAUAUAUUUUGUCGACUGUUCUCAGAUUGCACCCGACGCUCUCUUCCUUCGACCGCGAAGUAAACCAGAAGGUUUUUACCAAGGUAAAAUGAGAUCUUUGAUUCAGCCAUAUGCGUACGUUCCGGCGAUUUACGUGCGAAUUACAUGUGAAUUACAUGUGAUAAAUGUGGCCAGCGUCAGUUAACUCUGACCGUAAUUUAACUAGAUUAUAUUUCCUUUUAGAAAUACAAUUAGGAAAAUAAUGGUGGAAUUGAUUGAAUUCCACUAAGGAGGAUAAUUAAUUUAAUUUAAAACGAUUUUUACCGCAUUUUUAAUCGAAUCAAAUAUUCAUUAGCAGCAUAAAUUUGGCGGCAAUAUAAUUUAGUUGGGAUUACAUCAACGUAAUACGAAUUAUCGAUAUGGUCAUCGUGAAAGUUAAAUUAGGAUCAAAAUUAGCUGACGACGUAGUAAAAGAGACUCGGCCAAACGUUUCCGGACGGCAUUUAUUGUUUUAGACGCAAUUUAUGCGCGCGCACGCCCUUAAAUUCAUUUCCCCGAGCGCGGGGAAACGAGCUCGUGGCGAGCGCGCGCGCGCACAUUUGUGAUAAGAAAGAGCGGCAAUAUCAGUAACUAUCGCUAUGAGAAAAGAAGAAAGUUGCGGCAGUCGCGCGGGAAGGAAGGAGAAAGAAAGCGAUCAAUGUUUCCUACGUAUGUUGCCAAAUGCGAACGUCCGCGUCGCGAACGUCGUCACGAAUGCGCGCGCGACAACGUUAUAGCCGAUUUAUAUUUUAUUUUGAUAACGAGAUGUUUUAUAUAUUUUUCCGAAGAAGUUCAAAUUACACGUGUGAGAAGCGGGGCAGAGAGAGAGGAAGGGAGAGAGAGAGAAAAAGUAGGCGUUCUUCACAGCUGCAAAUCUGCGUGCACAGGAGCUCUUCAGUUAAGAGCAUUUCACUUUUGGUUAUCGAAUUUUUAGGCAACUCGAAUUUUUAGGCAACUUAAACGUUUUUUAUUUAAACGUAUUAAUUAUUAUUGCUAGCAUUUCUUUCUUGGUAUCUAACCUAUUUCUCUAAAAAUAAAUCACAAGCACGUACGUAUUGAUUUUGAGAGAAAAUUUCAUUGUAUAUAAGAUUUGCCUUUUUAUGUUCUCAAUAAUUUUAGAUUUUCUACCAACAAUUUCUGUUUAUUACAAAUUGUUAGUUGAUAAUAUAUUUUACAUUAACAUUUUUCUCGAAAUGCUCAAAGUGAUAUUUUAUUUUUCUUUUUAUGUUUUUCUUGAUUGUCAGAUAAGAGUGAUUUUUACUUCAUGAAGCUACAUUAAUCAAUUGUCUUCUUAUAAAUUAGAGAUGUUAAUUUAAUUUAGUAAAUCAAUUAGAACUGAUUUAAUUCAAUUUAACUAAUGAAAUAAUCAUUUCUCCGAGACCGAAUACCAGUCGAAUAGAUUAAUCUUCAUUUCCACGGGAGGAUUUGCCGAGGGAGGUUUAUCGAGAUAUCGUCGAGUAGUCGUAGGGAAGUGAAUUCGGAGAUUUCCUCGGUAAGAUUAAAUCCUAGAAAGUCGAUUCGCGCAUCGGCAGCAGCAUUCGCAGUCCUGUGCACACGGAUUUGGACGACUGCGCUUCGCCAAAGGAAGAAAAGGCCUGCGGCGGAAGCUACCCGUUAACGGCUGCAGUCGCGGUUUGCAGCUUUUACGUACGGGAAUAUUAAAGUAAUAAGCGAGCGACUGAGAUACGCGUACGUGUGUAUGAGUGUGUGAUAUCCUUUUACUACGUUCCGCUAAACGAUAGACAUUACUCUAUCAGCAACUUGAGCGCACAAACUGUUACGAACUAGUUGGACCCUGGCCGCGCGCGGUUAACUCGCGUUCGCCCCGUAUCAGCAUGUAAAACUCCUCGCGCGUCCCCGGAAGUUUUCAAAUAGCUUUAACCGUUCGUUUACGCGCCGUUAGCAAAAAAACCCCUCCCGCCAAGGCGUGUCUUCCUCCUCGCUGAAAGAGUGCCAAUUACGCGUGACCACGUCCGCGCCAUCGAUUUUUAUGUUCGCAAAGAGCAGUCUUGGAACUUGUAUCUCUGACAUUUACAUGUAGAAAAUUGCAUCGGCAUUUACUUUGCGAUCUUGAAUCUUUUACUAUUUACUUAUUGCUAGUUUUUUAUUGCCAAAUUUCUAUAUUUAUAUUUUGUUUGCAACAAGUAUCGUUAAUUUUUGUCUUCUUUUUUUUUGCAUCUUCUUGAUUGCGACAGACACGUGAUUUUUAUUUUAUUGAUUGAUCAGUACUUGUUUCACAAAAAAUGUAUUUUU